Leptosomus discolor (cuckoo roller) is the source of this 342-nucleotide messenger RNA. The record is from RefSeq and is a predicted model, not a curated record. NCBI's taxonomy places the organism in Eukaryota, Metazoa, Chordata, Aves, Leptosomiformes, Leptosomidae.
UCCGAUGACGGGGACGGCAGCAUGUCCUUUGACGACUUCCUUGAUAUGCUGAGCGUCUUCAGCGACGCCGCCACCUUGCCCAUCAAGUCUCACUACGCCUUCCGCAUCUUCGACUUUGAUGCCGACGGGACGCUGGACAGAAAGGACCUGGAGAAACUGGUGAACUGUCUGACGGGGCAAGGCGAGGAGUCCCGGCUGAGCCACGAGGACAUGGAGCAGCUCAUCCAAAACAUCCUGGAGGAGUCCGACAUCGACAAGGAUGGAACCAUCAACCUCUCCGAGUUCCAGCACGUCGUCGCCCGCUCCCCGGACUUCGCCAGCUCCUUCAAGAUAGUCCUGUGA